This is a messenger RNA of Kickxella alabastrina, 826 nucleotides long. RefSeq lists its product as uncharacterized. The record is from RefSeq and is a predicted model, not a curated record. Bases 52 to 765 code for a protein of 237 amino acids. The transcript has a single exon. NCBI's taxonomy places the organism in Eukaryota, Fungi, Kickxellomycota, Kickxellomycetes, Kickxellales, Kickxellaceae.
AAAUAUUUUACAUUAUUGAAAUAUAACCAAAUCCGCCAAUUCCAUUAAAUUAUGAGCAGCAGCAACAGCGGAUACCAGGCACCCGGGGGAGGAAGUGGCGCGGGUAGUCACCAUACCAGGGGCCGGUACCCAUCGCACCACCGGGGUGCCAACGUUGGUUCAGGAUUAACCAAUACCCGCGGCAGAGGCAUGGGGCGUGGUCGAGGCCGCGGCGGCAUUGGAUCCCAGCAGCCGGGAGACCGCUACGACAGCAACGACCAUUCGGACAAACCCACCAGCAGCGGGUUCCACCACAGCACCCGAGGGUCAUCACGAGGUGGAGGACCAUCACCGGGAUCACGCAAUCCCGGAGACCACCACCAUCAGGCAGGAGGCACCGGCGGCAUUGGCGGCGGCAUGGGUAAACCAGGCCACUUGGUAUCGAUAAAAGCCACAGUACCGACACCCGUUAGCAACACAUCCUGGCGUGUGUUUUACGCAAUGCCGCAGAACUCGCGGCAGGAGGUCGGCCCGUCGGGUGAUAAGAUCCCGGGUCCAUUUAGUCCGCCGCUGCGCCCGUCCACACCUGAACAAGCGGCGUCUGCGCCGAGAAAUCCUCAGGACGUUUUGCGCAAACAGAAUGAAACACAUAUGAUGAAGCAGAGGGUACAGCAGCUGCUCCAGCAGGCUGCGAAUAGUCCAGCAGGUAGCAUGGGCACGUAUGUGGGCAAGUUGUCGCAGAGUAACAACAACCUGAUACCUGUUCUUCCGCGCUUGGAAGCUUGAUUAAAUGCAAAUUGUUUUUUUUGAGUGAGAAUAGUUGAAGUUGAAAUGAUAAUAAUAUAAA